Paramecium octaurelia is the source of this 1451-nucleotide messenger RNA. The record is from the annotation of a GenBank genome assembly. NCBI's taxonomy places the organism in Eukaryota, Ciliophora, Oligohymenophorea, Peniculida, Parameciidae.
AUGAAUUUAUACUUAGAAUAAGCGGCGGAAGAGAUUGAAUAAGCUAUUUCUGAUGCUGAUCAACUGCUAGCCUUGAGUAAAGCUACUAUUCAGAAAUUUACGAAUUACCUAAAAAGAAAAUAAUAAGAAAAGAUGGAUCGAAGAUUUCAUCUUAAUACUACUAUGGAUGAAUCUAAUAGUAUGAAAUAAUUAGACAAACAUUAAUUGAACCAACUCAAAAUACUAGAAUUCUUCAAUAAAGCUCAUAAGGAUAUUGAUAAAUAAUUAAGAGAAUUAAAGGAAAUGAUUCCCUCCAAUCCACAAACCUUCAUCAUAGAGGACAUUAAUGACCAGGAAUACAUAAACAAAUAAACAGAAUAAAAAUAACUAUAAAAGGGCAUCCCUUAAGAGACAAAGUAUUUUCCUAUUUUUAAACAAGCUUAAAAUGGAGGGCAAAAAAAUUAAAACUCUCUAAACCUUAAUUAACAUAACUAAAUAACCAAUUAAAUAAAUAGUCAGCCGUAAUAAUCAUAGUAAAAUUUAUUAGUGUUUCAAUAAUAAUAGGUCACCCCAUAAUAAAAAGAAAACAAUUAAUUAAAAAUUCAAAGUGCUCCUCAAUUAGAUUUAUAAUGUGAUAAUUAAAAAUCUAAAUUGAAACAGACUAAAGAGAAUAAAGAUAAUAAGGAUUAAAUCAUAACCUUUGGGCGUUUACAGAAGUUUUCUUAUUAAAAAUUAUUGUAUCCUAAAAAAGACGAUGGAAAUUGUAUUUUCUGUGGUUUAGAAGCCAAUGACUCUAAUCUAGGUCCUCUUUUGUAGAUACCCUCAAACCGAAAUCCAAAUGAAAAAUUUGAUUUACAUGAAAUGUGUGGAUUGUGGAGUUAAAAUUUAGUGUUUUUCAACAAAUAAGGAUAAUGCGAUCCUAGUAAUAUAGAUGAUGAAGUUGAUAAAUCAAAAUAGACUGUAAUUAAUUCUAUCUAUAUUAGAAAUGUUUCUUGUGCAGUAGAACUGGAGCUACCGUGUGCUGUGCAGUAUGUCCAGAGGCAUUUCAUUUCACCUGUCUCAUGAAAAGCUCUUCAACUGGUAUAUAUCAUUAUCAAAAUUAAGGAAAAUUGGUGGAAAGCCAAUUUAAGUUCUUUUGCGACAUACAUAAAAAGAAGGCUUAAAAUGAGAAAACUUCAAGUGAAGAGAAUAGUCAAAUUAAGAGACCCAAGAAAACUUGCUACAAACUUAAUCAAUCCAAAGCUCUCAUUAAGACAAGUCCAAAGAGAAGUCCAAGAAGAAGUCCUAAAAGAUUUAAAUCACCGUCGUCUAAAUAAAUUAAGAUAUCUAAAUGUAUCAUACCAAAGGAUGAUAAAGAUGUACACUAAAACAAUUUGUAAGAUUUGAUGUCUCAAUUAUUAAAAUAAUAUGAGACUACAUAACAAUAAAAUUCCUCAUUAAUUUAAGAAUCUGAUUUGAAAUUGGAAGCAUGA